Dictyostelium purpureum is the source of this 186-nucleotide messenger RNA. RefSeq lists its product as uncharacterized. The coding region runs from base 1 to 186 and encodes 61 amino acids. Lineage: Eukaryota; Evosea; Eumycetozoa; Dictyosteliales; Dictyosteliaceae. The record is from RefSeq and is a predicted model, not a curated record. The transcript has a single exon.
AUGAUAUCAGUAUGGAUCAAGAGCUCAAAGUCAUUCAAUCCCUCAGAACAACUUUGUAAACCAGUGACCAAUGUAAAUACAUCGUCACAAUCAGUCAAAGAAGAUACAACCAACAGUGAAGCUCAAACAUACACAGAUCAACCUACCAAAGCACCUCCAAUCAUACCUCUUAUCUUCAAAAAAUAA